AUGACGUGGGGAGGCGUCAAGAUCGAGCGAGACGAAGACGUGGCGCCGCCCACAGAGCCCGAGGACCGCUGUCCGUUGCGGAUCCGCGUGGCCACGGCGUCGCCUUUGUCGUCGAAACGGGCCGCUUGCUGCCUGGAAGACGCGCUCGAGAGCAAGAAGGACGCGUCGACAACAAGUGGCGGUCUCGAAAGGCCGCGAAGAGAAGGGGACGCGGCGCUGUUUCUCGAAAAGACGUACGCGCUCUUGGCCCGGUGUCCGCCGGAGCUCGCGAGCUGGACGGCCCAAGGCGACAGUUUUGUCGUGAAGCAGCCUGCAGAGUUUGCGGAGCACGUGAUUCCCGCGUACUUUAAGCACUGCAAGUUCAGUUCGUUCGUGCGGCAGCUGAAUCUGUAUGGGUUCAAGAAAGUGCGGACGGUGGGAGGAGCUGUUGGGGUGCUGGACGGGGCGAUGGACCACGCUGGAAGCAGCAGAGGAGGACUCGUGACUGAUGGGGAUGCUGCUGCUGCUGCUGGAGCUCGACAAGACUCGAGCGAGUGGUGGGAGUUUCGUCACGACCGCUUUGUGCGUGGUAGACGAGAUCUGCUCGGUGAGAUUCGAAGACGCUCGCCUUGUGGGGCGAGGGCCGUGACACCUCGGACGUCUCUUGGUUCUGCUGCUGCUGCUACUGCUGCUGGUGGUCUGAUGAGUCCUGUGGAUCGUGUGGAGUUUGAAGACCUGAAGUUAGAAGUUGGCGGACUGCGGGAUGAGAUGCGCAAGUUGCACUGGACGAACCAGCAGCUCACGGGGUUGUUGCAAGCGCUGCUGCAGCGCUGCCGUUGUGCCGAGCAAGAUGAGAACAAGAGUGGCGAUCGACAUGACUAUACCCAGCAAGCUGCAGCCACCUACGUCGCUUCUCCAUCUGUUGCAGCUCAAGGCCAGCGCGUGUCGCUGCCAUCGAUAACGAUACCAAGUUCAAACACAAGUGCCAGUGUCGUGGGACCGCAAUUAGCUCUACUGCAGCUACGUCAGGGACAUCAAGGACCGAAUUCACCACGUGACGGUAGUGUCCGGACCCCUCGGACUCCUGGUUCAGGACCUUUUCAGCUGCGACCGCUGCAGACGCUCAUGGCGAAUCGAAGCCCGGGCUGUCGACACGCUUCGAGUUCUCGACUGAAUCGUAGUUUCGUGGGCACGCCUUCAUACGGUCAGGAACAAUUGGACAGGGGCCAACAGCGCUGGUUUCGACAUACUUCAUCACAUGGCCAGCCAUCGCCGUCAACAUCUCGCUCACCGCUGAAGCGUUUACGCGUCGAUUCUGCUACUUCUGUUUCGGAACCUCCGAUAAGUUACGGCGUGUACUCUCCGGAGGACAUGGCUGUUCGUGAGCUGAGUCGCAUUGCCUCGGAGAUCCGAAGUGACUUACUAGCUUGUAUCACGGCACGUAUUACAGGAUUUUUACGCGUGCACUGCAACCAAGCCGAUUCAAGACGAGAUGCUGAUGUUGAUGCUGUGGGAGAAGCUGUAGGUUCGGAUAUCCGUUUGAAGCUGGGUCAGUUCCAGACCACUUCUCAAUCCGAUCCAAUGCUCUCGGAUGUGGAAACAAUGUGCAUGUAUCGUGUGGAGAUUCUCAAGUUCAUCUCGCGCGAGUUGCCACGUGCUGUUCAAGAAGCGAUUGACAAGAGGAUGCUACCACCUGAAAGACUAAAGCAGCGCUCGGCAAAAGAUCGGUCGCAGUUGGCUUUGUUGGUGCAAAAGGCACAGAAAGCACUUGAACAGCAAAUGCACACGGAGACUUCUUUGUAUUCUACAGGACGUCGAUAG
Molecule: messenger RNA, 1800 nt
Organism: Peronospora matthiolae
Lineage: Eukaryota; Oomycota; Peronosporomycetes; Peronosporales; Peronosporaceae
Source: the annotation of a GenBank genome assembly